CCUAGGUCUUUCCAUUAAUGUAUCUUAUGAGUUUAGAUGCUGCUCCUAGGCUUGUGCGCUACAAAUCCAUCCCCUCACGAUCUCCACGAGGAGCUAAAGCGGAGCGUGCUCAGUUGAUGGAGUUGUUAUCUUUGUUGCCAUCAAAUUGGAUAUCCAUGGGACCGGCACAAUUGGUUUGGCCAUUGGAGUCGUCCUCUGUCUUUUCGAUUCAUUUUUUUCACAAUUAAUUAAUCUCAUUAAUGGUGUAUUUGGAGGUGAUAUAUUCUACCUUUCCAAGUUGGUUUGGAUUUCUUCAAUUCCCUCCAAGAUCUGUAGUUUCAUGUGGAUGACAUCCCUCUCGAAGAUCUCUACCAUCGACAACCUGAGGAAGAGAGGCAUGAUUCUUACAAACUGGUGCUCUCUAUGCAAAUGUCAAGAGGAGUCUGUCUCACAUCUCUUGUUCUCGUACUCAUUUUCGGCUGCAAUUUGGAUAAAAUUUACAAAGAUGCUUCUGUUUCACGGUCCGUUUCCAGCUAAUACCAGUUCUUUUUCUCCUAGCUUGGAGAGGCUUGAGGUAUGAUCCAAAACUUAAGGAAUUUGCCAAGGUCUUGCCACAUGCAGUGUUUUGGUCCAUCUGGAAUGAGCGAAACAUUAUAAUUUUUCGUGACUUGGAAGCUUCACACUCUGAGGUUUGCAAUAAGAUUGUUCAGAUGGUUGGUAGAUGGUUGCAAGCUUUUGGACUUAUCUCUGAUGAUUAUUUUCAGCAGUGGUUAAGGAUUGGGGCAGACUGAGUAAAUAUUUAUGAUUGUUGUAUUUUUUUUUUGUUCUUCUUUUUUCAGUUUUUUGUGCCCCUUUCUUGAAUUUUGUCAUAGGUGGGUUUUGACUUUGUUGGAUAGAUAUGUUUUUUCUAUUUCUAUUUUGUAGCACGUUGUCAUCUACUUUUUUUUUUUUUUAUGUAUUUUCUUCUGUGGUUCCACAGUUUUGUGGCAUCGACUCUUUUUUUUAUUAGCAUGUUUAUCUUAUUUUCGAUUUGGUAAUAAAAUUGAGUCUCAUCAUUCAUAAAAAAAAUUCUCGACACAUUAAACUGCUUCUUUGGAAUUCUUUCUGUUUUGUUUAGGUGUAGCGAUCCCGACCAUCUUGACAGUACCAAGAACAUGAUCGAAGGACUCAUAUACCAGAAACUUGACACGAAAUUGAAGCCAUUAGCUCUGCCACAUUCUCUCACUCCUAGAACCCUAAUCCAUUCUCUCAACCAAAUUGAUCAUUUGCUCCUCGUCCUUACUACGAUUAAGGAAUCAUUUGAGCUAAUGUCAGCAAUUUUGCAGGAAAAAUCGACGACAAAGUAAAACUCCGAAAUAGGUAUGAGAAAAAUUGGAAUCAACUAGCAACUAAACAUAAGCAAAAGAUUUGAGUGUAAAUUAAUAUAAGCAUAUUAUGGAUACUUUGGACUAAUGACAAUACCAAAAUCACUUUCAGCUUGAAAGGUACUAAUAAUAGUUAACCAACACCUUAGUUGCCAAGUUACCUGAAAAGAUUGUCCUGACCGCAUAGAGUGAUGACCGAGUACCCCAUGAAGCCAUCACCCAUCUCCAUAUUCUGCAAAGGGACAUCAUUUCCUGUUCUAAUUUAAGCCAUUGGCUAGGUAACCGGGAACGGUACGAUGUGACCCAAAUGGGACAAACCUGGGCUUAUUAAACUUGGAAAAAGACUCUUCCUUUCGCUUUCUCUCUCGACUACAACUGCUUCAGUGUGCCUCUUCACUAUCCCUGCUUCCCUCUGUUCGUCGGCUGUCAACCGGAGAUUCGGCUCCUCUCGACACAAGGCUUCCUCUACUCCACUUGGGUAUUUCCUUGCACUUUUUCUUCCUUCCUUCCUUCGUAUUUCCGACUAUUUUAUCCGGCAUGAUAACUUUUCAUCGUUGACGUUUGAUUCACAAUGCCGAAAUUCGCUGCUGGAUUGAUCAUUGGGUUCUUUUAUCUUUGCUCUUUGGCCCACUACUUGUUUUGGUUUCAAUACAACAACCUUAUUUAUCGUCGAUGGCGAUUGGGGAGUGGACUUUACUUCUUGAUUGUGGGGAGGGGGUCAAGCUGAUAUGGUGAAAUUCCUUUGAUCAGCUAUAGAAAAGACAAGUUAACUGAAGUGAAUGUUGUUGAUCGUGCCUACUGCAAAAAGAACAAGAUGGACUUUCUGCCAAAUAAUUUUUUUUUUAUGAACUUGACUGUUGUGUGAUUUCAGGAGGCAGCUUCACUCCAUGCAUACUUGAAAAACUGGAAAGGGUUUGGCAAUGGGGAAGACAGUGAAAGUCUAUGGAUUCCCCUCUGGUGUUACUGCCGAAGCAGCUAAAAGUUGCCUCGAAAGGCAUACGGGUGAAGGUACCAUUGAGGCCCUUAAGACGAGGCCGGCCAAGAAUGUUCCUAGAUCAUAUGCUAUUGUUCAGUUCACAACCAUUGAAAAGGCUGAAUAUAUGUUGUCUCGCGAAGCAGGCAACUUUAUUUUGGUACUUCAUAUCUACAAGUGCAAGCCAUGGAUCACGAUGUUAUACCUAGGCCGACGACUUUUCUUCAUGUCAUUGAAGGUGCAGUGCUGCACUUUGGAUGUCAAACAUCCAGGGAGAAGUUCUCCGAUCUCUGGAGAGCAACUGAUGUUUUGAUGAAGUUUGGACAUGGGAUGAGGAAACUGCAUUUCUAUCUUUCUCAUCAUGGAACUGAUUACAAGCUUGACCUCCGGUAUGAGAACAUAUGGCAGAUUGAGCUACAUCGCCCACGAGGUCAACAUGUGAAGUAUCUUGUGUUUCAGUUGUUUGGUGCUCCUCGGAUUUUCGAGAAAGAUGUGUGCAUGUCAUUUAAUUCAUAUGAUGGUCCUCUUUGGAAUUUCUAUAAGGCUGGGUCUGAUGUUCAAUGGGUAAGAACAACUGACUUCACACAAUCUUGCCGCAUUGGUCAUGCCUCUUCGCUAUGCUUGGAGGUUCCUCAUGACUUUAGACUUCCGGAUCUGGCUGAUAGUGAUGGGAAGUUUAUUUUAGAGGAUGGCAGUCCCUUUUCACAGAAUCCGAGUCUAGUCCCAAUUGUUGGUCCUCCCCUGAAGGUUGAUUUACCUUUCGAGAUUCUGUUCAAAGUCAAUUUACUUGUUCAGAAUGGAUGCCUUCCAGGGCCUGCACUUGAUGCUGACUUCUACAAGCUGGUUGAUCCUCAAAGAGUACCAAUUGUCUGGAUACAGCUUGCCCUUGAGAAACUCUAUUACUUGAAGGAAUGCUGCUACGAACCUUCAAGGUGGCUUCAGGACCAGUACACGAAGCAUCAUGGAUCUCAGAACCCUGCAAGAUCACCAGCAAUAUCAUUGGAUGAUGGAUUAGUAUAUACACACAGGAUUCAGAUAACUCCUUGCAAAGUCUACUUUGCCGGGCCUGAGGUUAACGUCUCAAACCUUAUCGGUGGGAAGAAAUUCGAGUUCCUUGCUUUCUCAGCCAGCCAGCUUCGGGAGAACUCUUGCUGGAUGUUUGCUUCAAGAUACGGCCUAACCGCUGAUGAUAUAAGGAAAUGGAUGGGCGAUUUCCGUCAAAUAAGAAAUGUGGCCAAGUAUGCUGCCAGGUUGGGCCAAUCAUUCAGCUCCUCCACCGAAACACUAAGUGUCAGUGCAGAAGAAGUUGAAAUUAUUCCCGACAUAGAAGUGAAAAGUGGGGAAACUAAAUACAUCUUUUCAGAUGGAAUAGGGAAGAUAUCUGCACAAUUUGCCAAGCGAGUUGCAGCAAAAUGUAGCUCUUGCAAUGGUUCUGUCCCGUUGGCAUUUCAGAUUCGAUAUGGUGGGUAUAAAGGUGUUGUAGCAGUAGAUCCAACUUCAACGAAGAAACUGUCCUUGAGAAAGAGCAUGUUUAAAUAUGUGUCUGAGAACAUAAAGCUAGACGUGCUUGCUUAUAGCAAGUAUCAACCUUGUUUCAUGAACCGCCAGGUGAUCACGCUUCUCUCCACUCUGGGCAUUCCAGAUCAUAUUUUUGAAAAGAAGCAGAAAGAAGCAGUGGAUCAACUUGAUGCUAUAUUAACUGACCCAUCAGCGGCACUGGAAGCUUUGGACUUGAUGCCUCUCGGAGAGACCACCAAUGUACUGAAGGAAAUGUUGUUGUGUGGUUAUAACCCUGACGAUGAACCUUUUCUUUCCAUGAUGCUGCAAACUUUCCGGGCGUCUAAGUUGCUUGAUUUACGAACAAAAACAAGGGUGUUUCUUCCAAAAGCAAGAUCUAUGAUGGGUUGUCUUGAUGAAUCAAGAACUCUGGAGUAUGGUCAGGUCUUUGUGCAGUUUUCUGACUUUAAGAAUGACCGGUUUUCGAGAAGUGGUGUAUGCAGACGCUGUGUGCUCAAGGGGAACAUAGUGGUGGCUAAGAAUCCAUGCUUGCACCCAGGUGAUGUGCGUAUAUUGAGGGCUGUAGAUGUGCUAGCUUUGCACCAUAUGGUGGAUUGUGUUGUUUUCCCACAAAAAGGGCAUAGGCCACAUCCAAACGAAUGCUCAGGAAGUGAUUUGGAUGGAGACAUCUACUUUGUUUGUUGGGACCCUGAACUGAUCCCUCCUAAGCAAAUCCCACCGAUGGACUAUACCCCUCAACCAACUGUGCAGCUGGAUCAUGAUGUUACCAUUGAGGAAGUUGAGGAAUAUUUCACCAAUUACAUAGUGAAUUACAGCUUAGGAAUUGUUGCGCAUGCUCACAUUGUCUUUGCUGAUAAGGAACCUCGGAAAGCCAUGAGCAAACCAUGCAUAGAACUAGCACAUAAGUUUUCAAUUGCAGUCGACUUCAACAAAACUGGAGUUCCAGCCGUGAUACCUCCUCAUCUUCACGUCAAAGAGUAUCCAGACUUCAUGGAAAAGCCUGAAAAACCAACAUACCAAUCCUACAACGUCAUUGGGAAGCUUUUCCGAGAAGUGAAAGACAUUGCUCCGCACACCAGCUGUGUCAAGUCCUUUACUAAACAGGUGGCACGCCAGUGUUAUGACCCUGAUUUGGAAGUGGAUGGGUAUGAAGCUUACUUGGCCGAUGCCUUCUACUAUAAGAGCAAUUAUGACUACAAGUUGGGCAACCAGAUGGACUACUACGGGAUCAAAACAGAAGCUGAAAUACUGUGUGGGAAUAUCAUGAAGCUAUCCAAAUCUUUCACCAAGAGAAGGGAUUCCGAGGCGAUAGGGAUGGCUGUAAGGGCCUUGAAGAAAGAGGCCAGGUCGUGGUUCAAUGAGAAGGGAAGCAAUUUGGAUUCUGAAGACGAUGAUGUGUAUGCAAAAGCCUCGGCUUGGUACCAUGUUACUUACCAUCCAAAAUACUGGGGAGUCUACAAUGAGGGAAUGAACCGGCCUCAUUUCUUGAGUUUCCCCUGGUGUGUGUAUGACAAGCUGAUCCACAUCAAGAAGAAGAAGGUCGCUAGAAGGAAGGAGCUGGAAAAGCUGGAAUACCAGCUACAGCAUGGUCUGCGAUUGUGAGCAGCACUCUGGUUAGAAAACCAGAGGAAGGGAAGGUUUUCGUCUGUGUAUAUUUGCUAUAGAUGUCAGGUUAGAGGGUUGUGAAAAGUGCUUGGCUUUUGGAUGUUAUUAUAUCAGCAGUUUCAGGUAUGUAGAUAUACGCAGCCUGCCAAGGGUAGUAUGGCUUUUGCUAACAGUUCGAUAUCUGUCCAGCUUAUUUUGAAAUCUAUGCAAAGUUUGAUGCAGUGUUGGUAUAUGUAAAUAACAAGGUAAAGUAGAGGAAGCUCGAAUCCUCUCAACUUGACUUCAUCCUUUGUACAAAUUAUAACAGCAACUGCAGUUGACUCAUAUGUUAGAACCUUGAGCAUUUCAACUAAGAAAGAAUCAGAACCAUGUCUGCAACUAUUUUGUCUAUGGAAAGAUCAUCCAUGGCUUCCUGGUCUGGAUUUGCUUCGCCGAGGCAGGUACCGGUCCAUCAUCAGGAUCCCUAAUAGCAAACGGCCUACCGUUUAGUACCCAACUAACUAAUCAAUCUGACUUCGAAUGCUACAACAUUGAAAAUGGAAGCAGUAGUGCAUAGGCGAGGAGAAAAACUAUAUUGGAUUGUUGACACAGACAAAGAAGCAAUAAACUAGAAAUGAGCAGAAGCUGCUUACGAUCUGGAGAACUUCGCGAGGGAUGAGUGGAUUGGAAUCCGGAAGACUGAAUGAACAGGGCAGCCAGCAAUGCAACAAUGGAUAGUAGUACUAUCUUCCUCAAACCAGUACCCAUUAGUUCUUAUCUUUGACUUUGCUGUAACCAAACCCACGUUGGUUGUUUAAUAUGGCAGAGGCUUCAAUAUGAAAGAAACUAUAUCAAUUAAA
Molecule: messenger RNA, 6278 nt
Organism: Linum trigynum
Lineage: Eukaryota; Viridiplantae; Streptophyta; Magnoliopsida; Malpighiales; Linaceae
Source: the annotation of a GenBank genome assembly